This is a messenger RNA of Anguilla rostrata (American eel), 5600 nucleotides long. It is a transcript of the gene ptdss1a, whose product is annotated as phosphatidylserine synthase 1a. The transcript is spliced from 13 exons. Gene Ontology annotation, molecular function: L-serine-phosphatidylethanolamine phosphatidyltransferase activity. Gene Ontology annotation, biological process: phosphatidylserine biosynthetic process. NCBI's taxonomy places the organism in Eukaryota, Metazoa, Chordata, Actinopteri, Anguilliformes, Anguillidae. The record is from RefSeq and is a predicted model, not a curated record. The coding region runs from base 426 to 1832 and encodes 468 amino acids.
UGACUGUAGGCUACACACGUGGCCUGACAUAGGAACGGUAAUAACUUGUGUCAGUCCCAGUUGCACACAAAAAUAGCCUCGUUGUGCGGACACCGACCUUUCAAAACAAACAAGGACAGGACCAGUCUCUAUAUAUCUCCUGUAGUUUUCGUACGAGGGUAUUAUUAAGCAUGAAACUAGAAGAACAAGACCCGUCUUUUGCUUGUUUCAGAUCCGGGACAUAGAGAUCUCAUGCCCGCCUCUUUUGCUGUCUCCUUCCCAUCCCCCUCAUUUUGGACCCGAUAGCGUUUUACAGCCUCUCCGCUCAUUCUCGCUCUCAACCAUCUUUGUUCACCACGAGCCUUGGCCAGGCACCCUACCCUGGAGAGCCAAAGUGCGUGCGUGACUCGCGAAGAGGGGUAGGAGACUCCUUUCGCUCUCCCGCAAUGGCGUCCGUAAUGGGGUGCCGAACUCUGAGCAAAGAUGAUGUCAAUUACAGGCUACAUUUUCGCAUGAUCAACGAACAGCAAGUGGAAGAUAUCACAAUUGAGUUUUUCUACAAACCUCACACCAUCACACUGUUGACGUUCACAGUGGUCAGCUUGAUGUACUUUGCGUUUACUAGGAAUGAUGCAGAUCCUGACAACAACCUCAGGGUGGGCCUCAUCUUGGUGAUAUCUUUCUUCCUGGUCAUCAGCACCCUUGCAUUUCCCAAUGGUCCAUUCACCAGACCUCAUCCAGCAAUAUGGCGCAUGGUUUUUGGUCUGAGUGUGCUGUACUUCCUGUUCCUGGUCUUCAUCAUCUUCCUGAACUGGGAGCAGGUGAAGAAGCUCAUGUACUGGCUUGAUCCCAACCUGCGGUAUGCGACCCGGGAGGCAGACGUCAUGGAAUAUGCCAUCAACUGCCAUGUGAUCACCUGGGAGCGAAUCCUGAGUCACUUUGAUAUCUUUGCCUUCGGGCACUUCUGGGGCUGGGCCAUGAAAGCCCUGCUCAUCCGCAGCUACGGCCUCUGCUGGACCAUCAGCAUCACCUGGGAGCUCACCGAGCUCUUUUUCAUGCACCUGCUGCCCAACUUUGCGGAGUGCUGGUGGGACCAGGUGAUCCUGGACAUCCUGCUCUGUAACGGAGGGGGGAUCUGGCUGGGCAUGACGGUCUGCCGCUUCCUUGAGAUCCGCACGUACCACUGGGCCAGCAUCAAGGACAUCCACACUACAACAGGCAAGAUCAAGCGUGCUGUACUGCAGUUCACUCCUGCCAGUUGGACAUAUGUGCGCUGGUUCGACCCCAAAUCCUCCUUCCAGAGGGUGGCGGGUAUCUACCUCUUCAUGAUCAUCUGGCAGCUGACAGAGUUGAACACCUUCUUCCUGAAGCACAUAUUUGUGUUCCAGGCCUGUCACGCACUUAGCUGGUGCAGAAUACUCUUCAUAGGAGUCAUCACCGCCCCCACUGUCCGGCAAUAUUAUGCAUACCUCACCGACACACAGUGCAAAAGAGUUGGGACACAGUGCUGGGUCUUUGGAGCUAUUGCCUUCUUGGAAGCCUUGGCCUGUAUUAAAUUUGGACAGGACCUGUUUUCCAAAACCCAGGUCCUAUAUGUAAUCCUCUGGCUCAUCUGUGUGGCCUUCACCACUUUCUUGUGUCUGUCCGGGAUGAUGUGGUUCGCAGAAAACUACAGCCCCAGACAGAAAAACCUUUCAGAAUGUGAGGACAGCUCCUUCAUAGAUUCAUGUGGAUAUAUUCCGGAAAAUGUUAAAGCAGGAGAGAAGGAGGCAGGAAGCUCUGCGGCCCCGUCUAGACGGAAGAGGGGCUCGGGGAAGAACAAGGCCUCUAACGGCCUGGGGAGCAAGAAGUAAGCCAGAGCACGGCCAUCGUCCCAACACACCCAGACGGCCUGGGGAGAGGGAGUGAGGAGCCAGAGAGAGAGCGGCGCACACUUGCACAUUUUUGGGAGAAGAACUUGUCUGAAGGGGGAGGAGGAAGCGAAGAAAAGCUGAGGACAGAUGACCAGUGAGAAGCCAGUGCCUCUACACUUCUGCGGAGUGUGCAGUCCUUUCUGAGUUGAGAACGGCUGGAACUUUCUCUCUGAAUGUGUGCUCCCCGAUUUCAGUGUUCAGCGUACCCCCUGAAUCUCAUCACCCCCACCCCCGUGUCCCCUGCUCCCAGUCCACAGGCUGGUCAUUUUUGUGUUUGUGUGAGAGUGCGUCUGUUAAUCUUACAUAUAUUGAACUGCAUCCUUAUUUAUUUAACAGACUGUGGCCUCCAGUGUGGCAUCAUUGUCUAAUUUUGUGCAGUUAAAAUCACAGACAUUUGCUCACUGGAAAAGGAGGGAUUCCUUAGCACACACUGUGUAUACUAGCAGGAGGAGGUCAAGCUUUUUUCCGUUAAUCAACAACAGUAUGUGCCUAACAAGCCAUGUUUAUGGGCUAUAUUUUGGCAGCGUUAACAGACUUCCAACUGUCCCAUGCAUUCCCAUGUGACAUAUUGAAACCAGUCAAAGGUCUAUGUAAAUAACUCUUAACUGACUGGAUAUAUUUGCCAGUUUAAAUGACAAAAACAUUGUUACAGACCUACGUGCAGUUUCACAUUGGUUUAAAAACUGGAAUAUCGAGUAAGCUUGCUGAAGUAAAAUGCUUUGCUUGUCUCUAAAUAUACUUGUGGGACAGUCACUUGUCUCUCUGCUCCAGCUAUUUGCUAACCCACACCAAAAACAACAAGUCUUUAGGUCUAAUAGGAUGCAAAAAGUGUAGCUGUAUACAGUAUUAUAAUAUUAUUGUGUGAAUGAAAUGUAAUUCAGAUCUCCCUGUUUAAAAUCAAUUCCAUUUCAUAGACGGACACCCCUCCUGUGACGGUAAAGCCCACAUAAACCUGUUGGCUUAAUGUCUGUAUCUUUAGCUGAGGAAAAUUUGAGUAUUACUGACUCACUUUCUGCUUUGUUAUGAUGUAGGAUCAGGCCAUUUUUUGUUGGAUUAGCCUAUGUUAGAAUAAUAUUUUCUGUCAUCAUCCAUUUCAUUUUUCUGAGUGUCUCUGAAGGAGUGCGAUGUGAUUAUGACAGGUCCUAUCCGAUACCUGCCUUGACAAUAAUGGUCAAGGCGUUGGUCCGCGUGCGCCAGAACAGAGUCACAGAGAGGAGAACUUUAAAGCACUUUUUAAUAGAUGUGAACCACUCCAUACAUAUCUUUUGUACUGUACGUUUCUAACACAAGUUUCGUUGCAGUAUUUGUUUGUUUUGGAAUUGCCAGUGUGAGCCUGAAGUGUCGGUGCAGGCGCUCUGGCAGACUGCAUUUCAGCCUGUUCUCUGAGAACGGGCAUACGAUCAUGGAUUUAUUUUGCAAUGUUUUUGUAUCUUGACAAAAAAAGCAGUAAUCAGGCUUAGGUUUCAUUGUAAGAAGAUUGGGUUUUCACAUGAGAAUAGCCUACCAGUGUUUCCUAAAAUAUUUGCUUUUGUAUGCUCACAUUUGUGUGCGUGUGUGCAUGCAUGUGCGUGUGUGCGCGUGUGCAUGCGUCCGUGUGUGUGUAUGUGUGUGUGUGUGUGUGUGUGCGUGUGUGUGGCUGCUCUUUGGAAUGUUUUGAUUCAGUGAAGGGGGUGUUUGUCUACAUGCUGUGGGGGAGCCAGUACCUAUGGUCUUUAACAGGGUCAGAAAGCACACUGCACAGAUGCAGACAUUUUUCAAUUUCUUCAGCUUUGAAUUGGCUGAACGCCAGCAAACGCUUUGUUUUAAAACAAUUUUGGAUCUAUGUUGCACGUGCAUUGUGUGUGAAUUUGCGUGUGUACUGCCACACUAACUGCCAGAGGCUACUGCCACACUAACUGCCUAUUUCAACGGUUUGCAGUAAAAUAAGUUCAAUGUAUCAAUGUGCGCACACUGUUGUCAUCUGGAGACCUCACAGUAUUUUGUUCUGUGUAAAAUAGUGCAUCCUAUAAGUCAGACAGAUAAGAAAAAUCACUUAUUUUUUAGCACAUCCUUGCGCUAGUAAUGUACCCUGUCUGGCAACAUUUUGUUUUAGCUGUAUGGUACGUGCAGGCUGUUCUGUAUUCAGGCUGCACUUCACAUUUGGCCAAAACAAUCCUCUUGAAAAGGUCUUUGUGUAUUUUUUAAUGUGAGGUAGACAAAAAUAUCAAUGAAGUUGUAUUACCUUUUGUAUUUUCUCAAAAUGGUGGUAAUGUCACAAUAAUCCUAACAUUCAAUGGAUAAUAUUACAUCUGAUCGACAAUAUCCCACUUGCAUGCAAGAGGGGCACAAUGACCCUUAAGGGGAGAGAGAGCCACAUUUGACCUGCAUUUCUGACCUCUCAUGAUGCCGCAUGCGGAACUACAGAGAUUAGGAAUGGGGAAGAAGCUAGAGACACAUUUACUCUUAUACACCCUCUAGUGCCAUCUAUUGACUUUUCUGUAUAGUAACACAGGCAUUUUUGACAUAUAUACAAGAAAAUGCCAUACAAUAUUCCACUUAAUAUCAAACAAAUGCACAGUCAGGUGAUGGUGAUACUGAGUAUUUUCAUAAAACUAACUUGUCUUUUGACCUUUUGCCUUUUUUUGUUGCAUUAAUAGAGUUUUGUAAAAACUAAAAAAACUCAAAAUAUGCUGUGUGAUUUGUGCUGAAGAGCAUAUAAACAUCCUGAAAGUGAAUCAUUGUGUGCAUUACAAAGGGAGGUUGCGGCUGUGCAACAAUGCAAAGGCCUUCAGUUAAUUUUACGAUGGUGGGUGUGUGAUCCCUUAUUGUGUAUCCAGGCAGAGUUGCAAGGGAGCACUGUGAAAUUCAGCAUUCACAUCAGAGAGAGAGAUUAUUGAGGGGUCUGUCUGCUUUCAAAUAUGGAAUGUUUUAAUACAGGAAAAGACUUCCAUUGAUUAUGUUUUCCUGUGUUUGUUUAAUUCUGAUUUACUAUAAUAUGCUUUCAAUGAAUUAUUCCCCUAACGGCUAAAGUUACCAACCAUUGAGUGUUACUGUUACACAGUUACUGUUUAAGGAGAGCAUGUUAUAGUAUGUUGGCUCUUGUUGGAAGAAAUGGGGAGGGGGGUGGCAAUGAUUGUUUUUAACAUGAUCCAUGUUCUUUUUCCUUUUUUAUUGUAUGCUUAUAACCACCAUAAGCAAUAUUUCUUCAUUAAAUUGCUUUUUGAUAUGGCUAAGUGCACCACAUUUAGAAAUCCUGAAGAAUCACAUGAUGGUCCAUACAAAUUUUAAAUUAAUUUUUCAUAGCCAGCACAAACAUGCACCUGUAAAAACCCCUUUGAUGGUAUUCACUUUAAAAGCUCAAUGUGCAAACUGCAAGUCACACUAAUCUUAUGGUUGGGACUUGCAAUGAGAUUUCAGAUCUUGAAUAAUGCUCUAGGACCAUAAUGUGGACCCAUUAACGUGUGCUGUGGACUUUUGGGGUGCUUUGUUUUGAUCAGCUGUUUUGAUAUCUACAGACGUCUGCCUACAUCUCUACGCCUAUGCCUGCCCUGUUUUCCACGCCUGAUCAGUCGCUGUAUGGAGUCUGUCCCAGGGAUGCUAUACUGUGCUGUGCUUGCAUAUGUAUUUUUUUGAAGUGAGAUGUUUUGAUCACUUGAUGCCUUUAUACUAAAAAUAUUUUUAAGUUACUUUCUGUCUCAAGUAUAAAAAUAAAACAUUCUGUGGUCCUAA